GUUUUUCCCCUCUGUUUAUCACAUAUUAUUCUUCGUUAAUCUGUCACAAGAUUUUGGUGUAAAUUAUUUUAUAAUGUGUGGUGCUAGCGAGUGGUUUUGUAGAAAUGACAAUGGGGAUUAAAAGAAAUGGAGUUGUGACUGCGCACCAAAAUGGAUCCAAAAUUAAAAAGCUGGUCAAGAAAAGAGUACCCAUAUUGGAAUGGCUGCCGAAAUAUACAAAAGGGGAUAUCCUGGCUGAUUUUAUAGCUGGUUUGACUGUUGGUUUAACAAUGAUGCCUCAGUCAAUAGCUUACGCAGGAUUAGCCGGACUGCCACCACAAUAUGGAUUGUACACUGCUUUUAUCGGCUCCUUUACCUACAUCUUCUUUGGUACCAUUAAGGAAGUGUCAAUUGGACCCACCAGUCUUAUGGCCAUUAUCACCUGUUCAUAUGUCGAUGGAUUACCAAUAGAGUGCAUGAUUUUAUUGACCUUUUUAGCCGGAUGUGUUGAAUUGCUUAUGGGAUUUUUAAAGUUAGGUUUCCUAGUCGAUUUUAUCUCCCCUCCAAUUACAUCCGGCUUCACUUCAGCCAGUGCUCUAAUUAUCAUUUUGGCGCAAAUGAAGCAUUUAUUAGGUAUUAAAAUCAAAACGCACGAUUUUUUGCAAACAGUCGUCCAGGUUUUCCAGAAAGUUGGCGAAACAAGAUGGCCAGACGCUUUAUUAGGAAUAAGUUGUAUUGUUUUCUUGUUUGCUGUUAAAAAACUGUCUCAAAUGCGCACAAAGAAUAAAAGGACUAAGAAGGUGUUAUGGUUCCUGGGCAUAUCAAAGAACUGCAUAGCCGUUUUGAUAACUUCGGUUAUAGCAAUGUAUCUCAUAAAACAGACGGGUAAAUCACCUUUCUACCUAACAGGAAGUGUCCCUCAAGGCCUCCCGACAUUUGGGUUUCCCAGCUUCACUGCCACAAUCAACAAUCAAACUGUAGGCUUCACCGGAAUGGUUCACUCUUUAGGAGUGGGUGUUAUUGUCCUACCAUUCGUUGCUGUUUUAGCGAACGUUGCCAUUGCAAAAUCUUACGCUUCUGAUGUGGUUGUUGACGCCACACAAGAAAUGAUGACUUUAGGACUGUGCAAUAUAUUCGGAUCCUGUGUACAGGCUAUGCCCAGUUGUGGUGCCUUCACUCGUUCUGCAGUCGCUAGCAACAGCGACGUCAGAACACCUUUACAGGGGUUAUACUCGGCUAGUGUUAUAAUUUUAGCCUUAAGUUUAUUAACGCCCUACUUCUAUUACAUUCCGAAAGCUACUUUGGCGGCAGUUUUGAUAACAGCAGGAUCUUCUUUGGUGGAUUAUGAGAUAUUACCAGUUUUAUGGAAAACAAGCAAAUUUGAUUUGGUGAUGACACUCUUCACUUUUAUUGUGAGUAUCGUUUUCGGAGUGGAAAUUGCUAUAGUGAUAGGAGCAGGAAUCAAUCUUAUUUCUCUUUUGAAGUUAUGGUCAAGACCAGCAAUAUUAGUAGAACCACGAAACCUUGAUAAAGGGGAUCAGUAUUUGUACAUUAAACCUGAAUUAGGGUUAUAUUAUCCAGCAGGUGAUUAUUUAUGCGAGUUCAUUAAGAAAGAGUACAGAAGGUACAGUCAAGUGCCAAUGGUUCUGGACUGUGAAAACGUCUUAAGAAUUGAUUAUGCCGGCGUUAAGGCGAUUCAAAUACUUUUGAAUACAUAUAAUGAGAAUUCAUUGCAACUGGUGUUGGCCAACGUUGAUGUUGACAUCUUAAAAACUUUGAAACAAGUUAUAAAAGAAAAAGAUUUGUAUAUCUGUGAUAACAUUAGGGAUAUAAGUUAUAAAACCUUUAAUGUGACCAAUAACGAAGAGGUUAUACCUUUAAUGAAUUGCGACGAAAAAGACUCUCUGAACCGUGGCAACUCUGAAAGAAAAAUGUCCCUAUAUGAUAACGUGGAAUAACUAUAUGUGAUGUACAUAAGUAUUUAUGCUGUAAAUAAUUUUGUAAUUAAUAUUAAUAGAUCCUACAUAUAGGACAACUUUAGGAAAAACGUUUGGGAUUAUUGCCUUAAAGUUUUUUUUU
Messenger RNA from Aethina tumida (small hive beetle), 2058 nucleotides. Its product is annotated as sodium-independent sulfate anion transporter-like. The transcript is spliced from 7 exons. Gene Ontology annotation, biological process: transmembrane transport. The record is from RefSeq and is a predicted model, not a curated record. Bases 105 to 1937 code for a protein of 610 amino acids. Gene Ontology annotation, cellular component: membrane. NCBI's taxonomy places the organism in Eukaryota, Metazoa, Arthropoda, Insecta, Coleoptera, Nitidulidae. Gene Ontology annotation, molecular function: sulfate transmembrane transporter activity.